CCUCCCCCAUUUCGACACCACCAUUAACAAAAUCUCGAAGACGAAGGAGACGAAACCCUAAUUGCGACGACGACGACGAUGCCGAUCUCGUGCUACUCAUCCCAUGGCGCUCUCGCGAGCUCUCCACGAUCUCUUCUCCCUUCUCCUCGUCUCCCACGAGGACGAGGGGGUAGCGGCGGAGGAGGGAGGGCCCUGGAACCUACUAGAAGAUUCUGGAAGGUUCCGUCCCUUGUCGUCAUGGCUUCCGCGGUCGACUCCUUCGAGAGCUCCGCGAGCUUCGCCAGGCGCAUGGAGCUGGCGUGGCUCAUCUCUCAGCAACCAAGACCGAUUGCUUGUUCAUCUUGCGAGUCGAAGGGCCACGUGGAAUGCAAGUGGUGCGGGGGCACGGGCUUCUUCAUCCUGGGUAACAACAUGCUAUGCGAAGUGCCCUCGAGAAACACUACAUGUGUCAUAUGUUCUGGGAAGGGUUCUGCUUCCUGUUCUGAUUGCAAAGGCACGGGCUUCCACGCGAAGUGGCUGGAAGAACCCCCGUCUCGCGAAAUGAAAUGAGACGCUCGCAGUCCGAUCGACUCUUAACAUAUUCUUUACAUAUACCUGGAAUUUGGUAAACAGAAAGAAUUCAUUAUUAUUAUUUUUUUCCCUAGUAUUCAGCAUGUAACUAAACCUAUUGGAUUGGUUAUUUGUGAUUCCUGCUUUUCUUUUAAACUCCUGCUAAUAUCUUUGUACAAUAUGAAAGAUCCUACUGUAAAAGUUUUUUUAUUUUAUUUUAUUUUUUUUCAAAUUAA
Molecule: messenger RNA, 785 nt
Organism: Ananas comosus (pineapple)
Lineage: Eukaryota; Viridiplantae; Streptophyta; Magnoliopsida; Poales; Bromeliaceae
Product: protein EMBRYO SAC DEVELOPMENT ARREST 3, chloroplastic
Exons: 3
Coding region: 79-549 (156 amino acids)
Source: RefSeq, a predicted model, not a curated record